This is a messenger RNA of Tigriopus californicus, 5595 nucleotides long. It is a transcript of the gene Gapvd1, whose product is annotated as GTPase-activating protein and VPS9 domain-containing protein 1-like. Gene Ontology annotation, cellular component: cytosol; endocytic vesicle. The coding region runs from base 317 to 5431 and encodes 1704 amino acids. Lineage: Eukaryota; Metazoa; Arthropoda; Copepoda; Harpacticoida; Harpacticidae. Gene Ontology annotation, molecular function: small GTPase binding; guanyl-nucleotide exchange factor activity. Gene Ontology annotation, biological process: vesicle-mediated transport; regulation of GTPase activity. The record is from RefSeq and is a predicted model, not a curated record. The transcript is spliced from 4 exons.
CAUAGCUCUAAUUAGCAUUCAUUUCUUGAUCCUGACCCAUGGAAAAAUGCUAUGAACUAAAUUCAUGUCGUGUGAUCUGUUCACUAACCCAAUCUAUGCUCUCUUCCACAAUUUGACUCGUCCAAACUCCGCCUUUUCCUGGCAACGCUGGACAUUUUCUCCUGAAAGAACAACACAAUCCGUGCACAUCAUCCAUGCAGGUCAGUGCAUUACUUCGACUCGUACAUCCGCCCCCCUUUGCCUGCUCACCUCCACGGGGAACGCCCACUCGGCAUGACCAGCUCACCGUGCCCCUGUCCAUCGUAACCCUGUGAUCAUGUCGUCCACCCGUGGGGCCAGUGCCCAGGAUCACGUCAUGUCUUCCGCCUUUCGAGGUCACCAUCACCACCACCACCAUCAUCAUCAUCAUCACCGGAGUUCCUCGUCGGUCAAGUCGGAUUUGCUCGAGCUAUCGCGGCAUUUGCGGCAAGAACGGCUCUACGUUCAGCACGAGAAGGAGCAGCUUCAGGAAUUGAACCAAAAGGUCAAAUUGGCCGGUGAGAAACUGGCCCACAAGGCCUGGGUGGCCCAUCAGCAACGCGAGAAUCUGGACACGCUGAUUUUGCCCCCGCGAAAUGGUCAGACUUUUGAGAGCUACUCGCCCGCGGUCUGUUGUCAACGGGCCAAUUUGCUGGAACGGACCGUGUUCCAGGAUGCAUACAAGCAGCUCAAUUACCGCGAGAUCCAUUACUCGGAGUUCUUGCACAACUUACGGGAGAAGCCCAAAUUUUUGGCCGUGUGCAUGACGGUGGGCGACAAGGUGGGCUCGGCCCUUAUGAGUGAAAUCAUCUCGACCGUGUUUUCCGGACUGUAUGGCAGCUGUCUCAUGGAGGAGGAUGAGCAGUUGGUGUUGAAGUUGUUGCAUCACUUGCUCAAACUUCAACUCACGUCGGCGCCCAAUCCGCGGAAGAUGUUGCGACAAGGUCAUUGCGCUUUCAGCCGGCUGUACAAGUCGUUCACCGAGGAGCUCUUCUCGGCCAAGAUCUUUCUCACCUCAGCUUUGUAUGAUCCGAUCUUACGUUUGCUGACCGAGGACGAGAUCUUUUUGGAUAUUGAUCCGGCCAAGGCCAUUAUUCGGUUCCCACCCAGUGAGCGAAUCAAAAAGUUUGGGCCCGAAGACUCGCCGGAAUUUCAGGUCAAACUCCAGGAACAUCGGCGAUUUAUCGUGGGCAAACUGGAAACGCUCACCAACGCUUUCAUAAGUGGCAUUCGGAGCAAUCUUCAUUGUUUCCCGCCCAGUUUGGCUCGCCUCUUGCGCACGGUUUUUUCGUUACUCAUGGCUUCAGGGCGAGCCGAACCCCGUGAAGUUAACGCCGUGUGUGUGGAUCUCAUUUUUGAUCUCUUCAUUUGUCCGGCCAUGGUAGACCCGAAUCCGGUGGGAAUCAUUGACACGCCCAUAUCGUACAUAGCCCGAUCGAACUUGAUGCAAGUGGCGCAGAUCCUGCAAGUGUUGUGUCUUUGGAAGUGGGAGGAGAUCGAUCCCCGACUGAUGGAUCUUUACUCACGAUUCGAUAAGGAGAGCAUGUCCUCCGUUCUCGAGGCAAUGUUGGAAGCGGGCGAGAUGUCGGAAGAAGCGCAGGAAAUUAAUGAGAUGGCUGGAACCUCUCGUAUGGAUCUGACCUCUGAAGGCAGUCGAUUGGCUCGAUUGGCCCUCCUGAUGACCCGAUCGCAAUUGGAAGGGCUCAUCGCCUUCUUAAAGAGUCUUCAACACACCAACGAUCAUGGGCAAGAGCUCGACCUGAACGAGUUGAAUGGGCUCCUAUCCUCGCUCCCCGAUGCCUUACCUGGUUCCAAUCCAGCCACCAUCAAUAACAACAACGAAGCCAGUACAUCGAAGCUUGGCAAGCCCGACGAGUCUUUCAUGAACUCGGAUUCCCUGCGCGCGAAGAAGCAGGCUCUGUCGGCCCGAUUUUCCACCGCUGUCAACACAGUGUCGAAUGUGAGCCGUCAAGCCGUCAUUGGAGCGCCCCGACGAAGCGAAAGCUUUCCGAGCACCCACAACGAUGAUUCCAAUCAAGUCUCGCCCAACUCAUCCGCCAGCUUGAGUAAUAAUAACAUGAAUAACGAAAAUGGAGGUGAAGACCUCAGCCGCUUGAAGCGGGAUCCCGAGACUGUUCUGGUGAUUCCCUUGCUAGAUAGCUCGGAGGCCGAGCCGCCAGGUUUUUUAACCGAAGAACACGUCCUCACCCGAAGUCGUCAAGCCAGUCGUGUGGUGAGGAUGAACUUGGCCAACUUGCCGGGAGGUAGUGGUUCGGAUCCCGCCGAGGAAGGUGCCAAUUUCAUGUCAGGGGUGGCUGGAGAAAAGCGAACGCGAUUCUCACUGUCCCAUGAUGAUGGAAGCAUUGGCAACACAUCGGAUAACUUGGAAGCCAUAUCGGAGGCGGCCUCGAAUCACUCGGUAGACUCGAGCUUAGAAGACGAAGUGGAACAAGCAGAGGAUCCGAUUGUGGAUAACCUCUCAGAUAUGGUGUCAGCCAAUGUAAGUGGCCGUGGGACACCCAACGUGAGCGGUCGAGACACGCCCUCGAGCCAAGUGACCAAUGAAGACGAAAUCAACCCGGCACGCGAAGAUGAGGUGGAUAAUGCCAAUCAAGAGGUUGGUCCUGAGAAUGGAAAUCCCGCACCCGAACCCAUCAAUGAACGUCAUCAACCUAUGGGACCUCAUGGCGCGGGUCGAGGCGCACAAGGUGGCAAUCAAAAUAUUGUACGACCCCGACCGAUGAUGGGGGGAGGCGGUCGAAAGAGUGGAGAACCUGAUCUUGAAGAAAAAUUCGGUAGAUUCGAGAUCAAGCCACCGCCUCGGCCUUCGAAUGCCACUGUGGGUGGAGGACCCUCAAGUGAGCAAGGCGACGAAACUCGUUCCAUGGUCUCCGACACUUGGUCCACUGAUGUUUUGUCAAGUGAUACGGAAACCACUACCGGUGAUGGGGAUCGAUCUGGAAUUCCCGGGGAUUUGGAAGAGUUAGCAAGGAAUCGGCUACUGGACGAACUUGUAGUUCCCCCGGCAUCCGCUGGAUCCUUGAGCAAUGCGUCGAGCAAUCUGCUUGAUAUUGUUGAGACUGCUUCCGAGGCAUGGUCCAUGGAUGUUUUGGCUUCGGAUAGCGAGAGUUUGCGUCUCGGGGACCUGGAUAACGACGAUGCGGGAAGCGUUGCUCGGUCCGAUGACACUCGAUUCACUGACGAUACAACGAGAAGCGAUCCUGAGACGCUCCUUGAUAUUGGAGGAUCUUCCAGCAAAUUCCGUGUCAAAGAUGAUCCCGCGUCUCUCAAAGGCAAUCUGUUGAGACCAUCCCGGGAAGCAGCCAUUGAACAAUGGGCUCGGCAAUCCAGUGCUGGACGAGGAACCCCGCCCCAUAACCUCGUGGGUAGUGGCUCACUUCCACGCCGUGGUAGUGACUCCUCCGGAAUCUCCUUUGAAGCAGCUCGAGCAGCUAAAAGAGGAAAUCAAGCAGUAUCCGAAGGCAGUAUUCUUAAAAAGUCCACGUCCAGGGGAGUUGUUCCCAUUGGUGGCCCAUCUACAUCAGAGGAAUCUAGCGAGGCCAUUGCCAACUUGACUUCCCAUCUGAGUGUGGCAAGUAUCGCUUCUAGUUGUGAGAGCUCCGGCGACUCUGGAGAGGGGAAGUCAAGAUCCAAUUCGACUGUGGCCUCCCUACCGACAGGAGGUGCGGUAAUCAAUUCUCAGCCUAGUCUUUUAGACUCGGACAACCCUCCAUUGAUCCCGCAACAGGGAGGCCGAAGUGCACCUUCGUCGUCGACUGGUGCAAUUCCAAAAAGUAUAAGCUUCGACAAGGCCGUGUAUGAUGCGGCAUUUGAUAGCGAUCACGCAAAAGGAGGGCAGCAUAAGCGUGGCGGAGAUCGGAGUUUCUUCAAGAGUUUCAAAUUACCCAAGAUUGGUCGAAAUCGAGGUGGGGGCAAUGCCAGCUUGGGCACCAUGGGCGGCCCAUUGGUUAGCCGAAGUGGCUCGAUCAAAUCGGACGAGUACUUACGCUCUUCCGAGAGACUCACGAGUGAUGAUUCAUUCAACAUUCCCGAACACGAAGAAGGGCCCAUGUUACGCCGGGUGGCAUCUGAUGAAACUUCUGAUGACAUAUUGGCCAAGUAUCGGAAGAAAGCCGCCGCCCAAGUGGAUUCUGCCCCUGAUUCAACGACCUCCAACGAUGCCGUGGAUGGAGGCGGAGAUUUGAGCAUGAAUGAAGAGCAAGACGAGCGACUCGUGAUUGACCCUUCGAACAUAGAAGGCUCCUACGCCUUCCAAGAUGCCAAGAGGAAAUUGAGGCUCAUGUUGUCAGAUGCGGAUAUUACCACUUUGUCCAAUUUGCCCAUCAGUUCCAUGAAAAAGAUGGAUGGACGCGGGAGCAAUGGUGCGGCAGUGCAAAAUAAGAAUAGUAACAAUCAUCCUCAACAGCCCCACCAAGAUAACGAGAUUGUCUGGUUCCUCCGGGUUCAAUUGGCGGAAUCACACAACUUGCAAGAUCGAAGCCGAAUCGCGCAAUUGCACGAGACCUUACGUUGUGUCGAACUCUUUGACUCGGAGGGUUGCCGGAAAUUGGUCCGAUCCCUUCGAGACGAUUACAAGCGUCGUGCUCCCUACUUGAACUACCUUUUAAGAAGUCGCCAGGGACUCCUGUCCACGUUGGCUCAUCAAAAGACCCUUUUGGGUCGCAUGGAGGGCGAAGAACGUGUUUGCUCUCAAUAUCUUGUCUCCGUGUGCGUGAGACUAUUCCUUGAACGUCGCGAAAAGCUCAUGCAACAAUUCAUGUUCCAAUUCCGGGAGAUCAUUGUGUCGGAUGAGCGAAUCGCUCUCAUGGAGCGGUUCCUCGCCAGUUUAGCCUCUCAAAUGGACGAAGACCCUGCGUGGGCUUUGGUGGCGAGUGAGGAGCAAAACAUUUUGGCUCGACUCACCAUUGAACGAGCCGUGGUCAGUCAGAUUUAUGUGCAUGCUAUGUAUCCAAAUGGGGAGGCCGAUAUCUCUCGGGACGAGGUCUUGAACGCCCACAUUCACCGGUUGUCAGACGUGAUCACGCCCAACCACCGCGACCUUAAAAUCCCGCGUCAUUACCAAUACGAGCAACCUUGGCCGUCUGCCCAAGCCGAGAUUCGCCGAUUGGCCGCAUACAAGACACCGAGUGACAAGGUCGCUUGUGUGACACGUUGCUCACAAACGAUCAUGAAUCUGUUAGCCUUGUCCUCGAACAAAUCCGUGCCGGCUGCCGACGAUUUCGUGCCGGUGAUGGUGUUUGUUCUAAUCAAGGCCAAUCCGGCUAGUCUUUUAUCAACGGUUCAAUAUGUGGACAGCUAUUUCGGAGAGCGCAUGAAGGGCGAAGACCAAUAUUGGUGGAUGCAAUUCGUGGCCGCCAUCGAGUUCAUCAAGACCAUGGACUAUGGAAAUUAAUCAUCAUGUCUCCAUGAGACUCUCCUUGACCAAAUUAGUCCCUUCAAAUAUGUUUAUCCCCAUGUACACCCGUGUGAACAAAGUGACACACUGAAAAAAAAAGACAAAAAACUACUACCACACUUCAAUUUGAAUAUAUUUAUUUUAACCAAAAUCAAACUUAA